Messenger RNA from Auanema sp. JU1783, 582 nucleotides. The record is from the annotation of a GenBank genome assembly. NCBI's taxonomy places the organism in Eukaryota, Metazoa, Nematoda, Chromadorea, Rhabditida, Rhabditidae.
AUGAGAUCACCUGUGUUCAAUCCUUUUAGCUUGGUGAACUUACUGGGAAUCAUUGUGAACUUCGCUUCCGUAUUGGCGUGCGGCUUACACUGGUCUAAACAUGGCGACAUCAAUAUACAACUCUUUCAUAAGAGUUAUAUAUGGCACUCACUACUUCUGGUGUUCUUGUUCCUCUCUUUGGCGGUGAUGCUCAUUAUGUUUGCCUUAAGUGUCUCCACGAAAGGAACAACUGGACCAAUAUUAAGAAAGAGAGCAAUCAUCUUACUAAUCUGUAUAUGCUUCAUUUUGGUUAUGCUGAGUACGACUAUAGAGAUAGUGUACAUCAUAAAUGAAGAAAACCAUCGUACAGAGAGACACAGACGCAUGAUCGCAGUUUUGAUUCUCACGGUUAUACUGAACAUAAUCUUGAUAAUGCUGAUGGUUAUAUUGGCUCUCUAUUAUGAUCGAAAUCAAAUCAGUGACUUGACACACCCGUCUACACCUUAUCCCAAUGAGCCGAUGCCAUCUAGAGGGUACUCGUAUCAACACCCCAAUCCAAAAGAAAUAAGCGGCGAAAAACUCACACCGGAACAAAGAAGAUAA